Messenger RNA from Cottoperca gobio, 4962 nucleotides. It is a transcript of the gene slc25a22a, whose product is annotated as solute carrier family 25 member 22a. The record is from RefSeq and is a predicted model, not a curated record. Lineage: Eukaryota; Metazoa; Chordata; Actinopteri; Perciformes; Bovichtidae. Bases 298 to 1236 code for a protein of 312 amino acids. The transcript is spliced from 11 exons. Gene Ontology annotation, biological process: malate-aspartate shuttle; L-glutamate transmembrane transport; aspartate transmembrane transport. Gene Ontology annotation, molecular function: L-glutamate transmembrane transporter activity; L-aspartate transmembrane transporter activity.
UCAAAUGCUAGUAACACCGGUAAGGUUAGCUAUUGUCGGUCUGCCAGCCAAAGAUACACAGAGUAAAGGCUUUAAUUUCACACUACAACUAACCUCACCGGGAGAUAUAACGGAAACGGCUCUAUAUGUGAUAUCCCCUAACUUGAACUAACAACAACUACAAGCGAGACAAGUGGACAAAGCACAAUCAGACUACAUAAUCCCACUUGGACAGCAACACACUACUGUAACAAACCGACCACCGAGGGACGAGCUAACUGACAGAUUGACACUUUGACCAGCCAGGGCUUCAGAUAAAUGGCUGACAAGCAGAUCAGUUUGCCUGCCAAAUUGAUCAAUGGGGGGAUCGCUGGCCUAAUUGGAGUGACCUGUGUGUUUCCCAUUGACCUGGCCAAGACUCGCUUGCAAAACCAGCAAAAUGGAUGUCGCAUUUACACCAGCAUGUCAGAUUGCCUUAUUAAGACCAUCCGGUCAGAGGGGUAUUUUGGGAUGUACCGAGGAGCGGCGGUGAACUUAACACUAGUCACGCCUGAGAAAGCCAUCAAAUUGGCUGCCAACGACUUCUUCAGGCAACACCUCUCCAAGGAUGGUAAACUCACUCUGGUUAAGGAGAUGCUGGCUGGGUGCGGGGCGGGUACCUGCCAGGUUAUUGUCACAACUCCUAUGGAGAUGCUGAAAAUCCAGCUCCAGGAUGCUGGACGAAUUGAGGCUCAGAGAAAGCUGAUGCCAGAGACAGUGGCAGCAGGUACUAUCGAGACCAAAUCCCCAACAGCCAUGCAGCUCACCAGAGAAUUAUUGAGGGAAAAGGGCAUUGCUGGUCUGUAUAAGGGCCUCGGUGCCACAUUGCUCAGGGAUGUUCCUUUCUCCAUCAUCUAUUUCCCGCUUUUUGCCAACCUGAACAACCUGGGCAAACGAGGCGUAGACGGGCCUGCUCCUUUCUACGUGUCAUUCUUAUCAGGCUGCCUUGCAGGGAGCACCGCAGCGGUUGCUGUCAACCCUGUCGAUGUGAUAAAGACUAGACUGCAGUCGCUGAACCGAGGGAGCACAGAAGACACGUACAGUGGAGUGACUGACUGUAUCAGGAAAAUCAUGCAUAAUGAGGGUCCAUCAGCCUUCCUGAAGGGAGCCUACUGUCGAGCCUUGGUCAUCGCACCUCUUUUUGGCAUCGCCCAGGUGAUCUACUUCCUGGGUGUGGGUGAAAUGAUCCUCAGCUUCUUGCCUAAAAAAGACAACUAAGAAGCACCUCCUUUCUGCCUUUCCCUCCCACAAUGCAUCACACCAACUGCGUGAGGAUUCAUCUCAUUCUGAAAGAAGUUUUCGAUGGGUCGAAGCAUGACCAAUCCGUACAUUUUGUUUUAAAUGUGUUGUGUUGAAUGUCAAAAUAGUUUAAGGAGGGAGCCUUUGUCUGCCAAGCUGCCUGUGGUGGCACACACAAAUCCAGUGGGCAUGCUGAGCUAGCUUUCUGGAAAUGAAGCCACAAAUAUCAGUUGAGGUUUUAAAGGAAUAUUGCUUUAAUUACAGCAUUUCAUUGCAUUUUUUAAAUAUGAUUGUCAUAUUUUCAAAGUAGAUGUACUGCCCUUGGUUGCUGCUGUUCUGCCAAACCUACACUACCUAAUUUUAAACAGCGUUACUCUCUGAAUGACAGAGAAGACCAUAGUGAACUAUUGAAAAUGAUACAUAACUCGCUAAAAGAAGCACAUACUUUACUAAGAAAGAUAUUUGAGAACAUUAGAAUAGAAUGUUUACCAAAAAUGCUAUUCAAAGAAUUCCCGAGACCUUAUGUUUCAGACAAAGAGCCAGGGAAUGUGUUGAUGUGAUGCCAGCACACCCCCUAUGAUCUUUCCUGAGAAGCCACAUCCCUUCCUGUAAGUGGUUGUAAUAAACUCAGCCAUUCAUCUCCGAGCAGGCUUUGAUUGCCUUGGCUUUUUCAAGUAGCUCAGGUUCCAUCUGAUAUUCAGUGCUACCACAAUGGUUCGACUGUUUUGCCUCUGUGAAAAAGAUACCUCCUGUUUCCUAGUCUCACCGUAGAGUGAAGAGACGGUGUACAACAUUUGGGCAUUAUGCUCUACCAAACUGCACGUACACAUUGUUUAAAACGGCCUCUGUGCGUCUUUCUAUGGGUCAAAACUGUCAGGCAUGUUGUACUUGUGGCUCAAUCAGUGAUGUCACAGCGGGGGAUUUUCCUUCGAAGGACGAUGGAAAACACCUGCCGUGACAUCACUGAUUGGUUUGUGGCCAAAAGUGCCGUGCGCUUUAAAGAUUUCAUUGCACAGAGAGCAGAGCGACAGCUGUUUUCGGCCCUGUGUGAUUCAUUGUGGGUUCAGAUGAAAGCGUUAGCUGUGAACACUGAAUGGGUUGAAAGUAAUUUUAAUAGAAUGUCAGAUUAUUAGUGGACAUUUAGUAAUUAUGCUGACAAAUGGCCACACAUCACAUGCUGAGUACAGUCAUCCAUUGUGGAGCCAGUAAGACUUUAGCUGGAGAAGUUCAAACCCCUUAGAGCCAGACAUAAUUAUUAUUAUUUUUACAAAUGAGUUCACAUUUCAUUCAAAGUCUUUGUCCAAACUUGAAUUCAGUGGCAGGACCCAAAGAGCAAAUGAUAAACAUUUCUUUAUCAGAAAAUGAAAACCAAUGUGUUUUCAGUGUUCUAUGAUAUUUACCAAACGUCUCUGCUUGUUUGCUUUAGAGGUUUUGUUUGCUUUACGCUGCUAAGGAAAGCAGCCCCGUCGUAUCUUGUUUAUGCAUCACAACACUGAAGCCCUGCCAUUGGUUUAUCUCGCCGGAGAUCAAGGUGACUUUGAUGUGAAUUAUCCAAUCACAUUCCUUCCUCACUCCCACUGUUCAAGCAGCUUGUCAAUUGUACUGUUGCACUCUAGAUACGGGAUGCAACCCUUCAAUAUAUUAUCAUUUGUGGGAGUGAGAUUUGUUUAUCAAUAUUCCUUUCGAUAGGCAGCAUAGCACUAUAUAUUUGUAUGUGUUUGUUCUUUCUGUGUCAAAGUGUCCACCUUAACUAUAUUGUACAUAUGCAGAUGAUAUGAACUUUAUGUUAUUGUUUGUUUUGUACAUGAUGGCUUAUUUGCACACCUACCUCUCCUCCUCACCCCUCCCCCCCUCCCCCCCUCCCCCCAAUCCAUAUUGUGGUGAUUUUAUUUUAUGAUGGUGUGGACAUAUCAAAUGAAGAAACAUGUUUUAAUGCAACAAGCAUCAUAUCAACUUAAAUGCAGCAUAUUGAUGAGGGUUUUUUAUUGUAUGCAAAGGGGAACACUAGUGGAGAUCUACGAUGGUUUUAUGCAGGGACUAUUUCUCCUGAGCUAUUGGUUAAGUUGGGUCAGCCUAUUGUCCUGUUUCCUACAGUUUUAUCAACUAGGACCAAACUGAGCAUCAUACAAUGAUGAUAGAAAUGUAGUUGGUUUUAAGCGAAUGACCUCUGGCACUACUUAAACAGUUCUGAAAGGGAAAUAAGGACCUGCUGACAUCAGACUGUAAAGCUAACAUCUGAGAAUGGUGCUUCUUUCAGGAGGUAGCUGCAAUAUGACAUUGAUGGCACUAACGACCAAGGCAAUGCCGACUGAAUGACAUGCUAGCUAAAGAAUCUCAGCGUUAUCAAUGUUUUUAAUCAAAGCCAUAGGUCCGGGAGGGAAUACAGAACUGCUACAGAAAAAGGGCAAAAUGACCUGCCGACUCGUGUGAGCUCGUCUUUAUAAUGUACUGUUGUAGUUUUUCAACAUUCCGAUUGCCAGUUCAUCUCACAUUUGCUAAUAUUGUGACGCCUGUUGUGUGUGUUGUUGAGAUUGUUGUUAUGAUUUUUAAAACUCCCCGCUCACCCCUCCCUCGUUGUUUCAAUAUCUUUUUUUUUUUUAUCUGUUAUUUUGGUUGAAUCUUGAAAAUGUUGUGCAAGUUAUUUUCUUUUACUCAGCUGUGAAUUUUCACUGACCUUGUGCAUUUAGUUAUGUCUGUGCGUGUGUGGGUGUCUGAUUGUGUAGUGCUGUAGUGCUGUAGUUGACGUGUAGUUGUUAGUGCGACACUGCGGUAUUUUUCUCUUUGAUUGUCCAACUCAUGCUCUCUCCCCUUUUUCCUUCUAUCUUUCACACUCCUCUGCCAUGUACUCUCCCCAUGCAUUCACAGCUGGGACUGCAGGUAAAUGCAGAGGAGCUCUGAAACACCAAAUGUAUGACUUAGAGUGUAAACAAUCAAAGGAAAGCACAUAGGAUUAUUAGGCACAAGAAACCACAGGGCCCUCUUUGAAUAUACUCGGACAAAGUCCUUGGAAAACAAUGUGCUGCUUUUGCAGACAUGGAUUAAAGUCUGAUUUAUUUCAGUGGAGAUGUCGAUUGAGAUUAACUUUUUAGUCUUGUAAGAAAGUUGAUCUAUGUCUGUAAAACUUGAUCUAUAGGGCUGAGACGACGGUCAUUAUAAUAGACCAAUGUGAUGGUGUCCACGAUGUCAUCCAUCAGCAGUCAUCCACAAAACGUAUAUCGCCUACAUAUUCUAAAUGAAUCGGAUAUAAGAAUGUAUCUUAGAUAUUAUGAGAUGUAUUAUAAUUAUAGUGAAGAGUUUAUUACAUUUUAAUCUAAAGAUUUGUGCUUUACACAUUCACCUGAAAAAAAUCACAAACCAGCUCACUGAUAUGCAAUAAGUAGUAGCCACACACACUAGAGAAAAAGAAAAGAAGAAACAGGAAAAAAACAAACAUAACAACACAAUGUAUGAUGCAAGCGGGACCUUGGAGGCCUUCUGGGGUCUCUUCAUGGCCUCUGCAGUCUUCCUCCAAGAGGAAUUGUGCAUUAUGGCACUUUAUGGACUCUCACCUCACUGUCUAUCUACAAAGUCUCUGUGGCGAAGAGGGUGUUUAUGAAUAUGUGUGGUGAAUGACACAGUUGUCCUUGACAUUGUUGACAAAAAAAAUUAUAAUAUUGUGUUCCCUGUCACCAUUUGCUGUUCAAUAAACUGACUGUCCUGAAAUUG